Manduca sexta (tobacco hornworm) is the source of this 3949-nucleotide messenger RNA. Its product is annotated as F-box only protein 32. NCBI's taxonomy places the organism in Eukaryota, Metazoa, Arthropoda, Insecta, Lepidoptera, Sphingidae. Gene Ontology annotation, cellular component: nucleus; SCF ubiquitin ligase complex; cytoplasm. Gene Ontology annotation, molecular function: protein binding. Bases 166 to 1254 code for a protein of 362 amino acids. The transcript has 10 exons. Gene Ontology annotation, biological process: protein ubiquitination. The record is from RefSeq and is a predicted model, not a curated record.
ACUUCCUUGUCUGUCACCUUUGCAAGUAUUGCAACGUUCUAGCUCGCAACAGCGCAGCUGCUUGCCGAGGACGUCAAACUUCAUCUCGCGUUGCCACCGUUCGCUCGUGCGUUGGUUGGUUCACGCACUUUACGCGUAACUUUGUUGUGUUUUGUAAUUAAAAACAUGCCUUUUAUUUCAAAAGACUGGCGUUCUCCUGGCGAAGAAUGGGUGAAAACUCAAGAGGGAUGGGAAAAGAAAAAAGUUUUAGAGUGUACGGCGCAACGAUACCCCGCUAUAACUAACUUUAAUAACAGUGAGGAGAGCACGCAGAAGUCUUGGUCGCAAGAAGGCGAGGACGGUGACAAGAACUCCAACGACCAUGUGGCGCGGAUACCACCGCAUUGUCACAUCACUAUCAAAUGUACCAGAGAAAUUGCAGGCUUCAACGGCCUGUCAGAAGCAGUCCGCAGACUGGACUUCUCCUCUGCGGUCCGGGACGUGCGCAGGUUCAACUACAUCUGCGCUCUACUGGAACUGCUCCUUCGGGGCCAGCGACUGACCCAUCUUCCAGGCGCCGCUCAGAAGCUACUCCUCUCUAUGUUAGAGCAGCUAGCUGAUCAGGUGGCAACCUCGCAGCAGAAUCUAAACGCGCUCCGAGCGUUGUUGGUGGCUCUGUCGACGCUGCGCGAGGCGGAGCGGCGCGCGUGCUGGGGCCGGCCCCUCGGCUCGCGCGCUCUCUGGGGGCAGCACGACCACGCCAUCGCGAGGAUCAACCGCAUCGCCAACGCUAUUCGUAUACAAGAGCCGGGACCAGAAGUAGUGCCUAAGCUUCACGAUUUACCUGAGGAAUGUAUCAGAGAAAUUUUGUUGAGGAUAUCGGACCACAGGGAUUUGGACUCGGCAUCGUCAGCAUGGAACGUGAUGGCGUCCGUGUGCUCCGAGCAGCGUAUCUGGCGCGAGCUGGUGUCGUUCCACUUCACGCAGCAGCAGAUCGACGCCGCGCUCGCGAAACUGAAGGAAGAGCAGAAGGACGCCGACUGGAAGAACGUCUUCCAUCAUCUUAGGAAGUUGUAUGGGCUAAGAGAAGAUGCCCAAUAUGCUGAGACUUUAUCGCUGUGCCGACACUGCAAGUGCCUGUUUUGGCGGUCUCUCGGCCAUCCUUGUAUAGCUGACCAGUGCCCAGAGUAUCGUGAACGCCUGAAGGAGGCAGGCGGUCCUCUCCCUCCGUCCCCGGUGCCGCCUGCGGCUUUCCUCAAGUUCUUCUCGCUUUAAAUAUACUCGAUUGUUACGAGAUUGACUACCGCUGAGGAACGAUGUCUAUGAAGCAAAGAAACGAAAGAAAUUGUACAGCUUUCAAAAAUAUUCGGAUACAUUGCUUGUUUGCUGGAGUUAAUUUUACAUUAACGUGAAAUUAUAUUGCUAAUAGUAGACAUACUACAUUAUAAUAUGUUUCCUAAACAAUGCAAUGGUUGUGACCAUAGACUACACAAACUUAUUUAUGAUUAUGAACAUGUUUUCUACUCAAUGUAUGUAAUCUUAUCCUGUAAAUCAACAUUAUAUUGCGCAAUAUUGAAACAUUGCCAAUACUCUAAUGUAUCCGAAUACGGUUCAAUGCAAUCUUGUCUACACAAAUCUUCGGCUUGACUGAAACAGAUCUCAGGCAAACGGGCCUAUGUGAAAAUUAUAAAAAUAAGGCUCCAUAACUAUUUAAUUUACUGGGAAACAAUGUGUUCUAUUGUUAAAUAUCUACCGCAUAGUAUUAUUGGCUCGUACAUAAUUUACGAAUUUAGAGAGAGUAGUGAAAUUAGUAUUUUAGAUGUGACGGGUCACUUCUCUCUUGUUAUAAGCUCUCAAUGUAAUAGCAAGGAAUGGUAAAGCUGAAGAUGGGCUCUUUGGCCUAACACCAGUGAAUUAUUUGACCAAAUUAUGGUUUUAUAAAUAUAUUAAUUUUUAGCAUUUCUAUAUUUAGUGUGCACUAAUGCUUUAUAGAAUUUAUGUGAUAUGUCCAAAUUUUAAUCAGUUGCGUGUUACUAUUUAUCAUUGCGUGUUAUUGUUAUGUUUAAUAAAAUAAUCUGUUAGAUAAUAACCAAAAAUCUUUUGGCAAUAAUGUUGCAUGUACUCAUGAUUUUUUUAUUCUAAUGGAUCUGCAGAGGAAUAUAGUAACUAAGGGACAUAUAUCUUCAUAUACAGAAAGCUAGUAAAUGUGCAGCUAAUCUGAUAGAAAAAUGAAUAUUUUCUUACUAUAAUCAUUAAAUAUAAGGAGUUUAUUCUGGCUUACAUAAAUAUAAUUAGGCCUAAAUGACAUUUAACAAGAGUUCAUUAUUUAUCUAACCUGGGAAUAGGUCCUCAUCACAGACUACUUUAAUUCAUGAAUAUUUACGGCCAUAAUUCAUAAAAUUUAUUGUUUCAAUCACUAAUAGCUCAAUUUUAGACAAUUACUAAUAUAAAACCAUUUGAUUGAAUAUCAAACUUUCUCUCAGUCACUUAGAACUAAUUUUCCCAUCAUUCCAAAUAAUAAUUUCAGGAUACAACAUAAUUGACACCCAAAUAGUUAUAUUUUGAAUAGUACUAUUUCAAUGCAGUCUUGUAGAAUAAACUUGUAACUUGUUUAACCACAUAGAAUUAACUUCAGUAGUGGUAGUUGUUGACAUUGUGAUAUUUUAAGAUAAAUUUAUUAAUAUUAAUGUUUAAUAGUCCCAAGAUGCUAACCUUGUUAAGAUUUGUCAGACAGAGAAUAAAUUGUUGCUUAAAAGAUAAGCCAAGCAUCUCACUUAUAAAUUGAAAGCUGCGUCUAUCAACAAUGUGGAGAUCUGGUAAAAAAAAAACACUUUGAUAUUUAUACAUAUUUGACUUAUAAAAUUUUUUUUACUUAUGCAUUUCUGUAAGCAAGGUAAGAAUAACAACUUUUUUUAAUGAUAUUCCUAUUAUGCUUUGGUUGGUCUUUUGUUACAAAUAUGUUAUUGUAAUGGAAUACAAGAGAUAUUUAUUCCUGUAAAAAUUAUAUCCUUUAGUCAUAGAAACAGUCCAUUGUCAGUAAUUAUUUAUUGAACACCAUGAAAAUGAAGUUUGCAGCUUACAAUAACAUUUGCUAUUUAAAAAUGUUGUUUAUUUUUUAAUAUACACAAUUUUAUUGCCACAUAGCAAAGGUGAUUGAUAAACAAUCCCAACUACCUUCAGAGUGAUGGCAUAAGUGGACCAAUAAGAAUAAAGUGCAACACAGAAAAAAUAUUCUCACAAACAACAUAUUGUCUGCAGCUCAUGCAACAAUUAUUUUUAGGUGCAAUGCAUGUACGGCUAGCUCAAAACUGGAAUGUUCCUAUAUAAUAUUGUCUCACUUGUAUCUCACAGCCAAACAUGGUGCAGGACAACACACUCUAUGCAUGGUGGCCACACUCGUGGUUAGUUCAUUAUUUUGGCACCAUAGUCAAUAUUUUAAUCCAUAGUGGUUUGAUGUAAUACCCCCAUGCCCCAGAAAGGAUGAAAGCCAUUGGACCUGCACCUGUUCUUGCUCUGGUCAGAUUACAGAUUGUCAUCUCACCAGACUAUGAAAGUGAAGGAACAUAGAGUGAACCUGUGUAUUGCACACACACUUGUGCAUUAUUAUAUCAACUGGGUACUAAGCUGAUCUCUGUUCAGAUUGGCUGCUGUAGUCAAAAUUCAGCUAGGAAUGAAUUAAUCAGGGUUUGAGAUUGUUUAUUUAAAGUAGCCAUUAAAAACAUUGAUUUCCAGUACCCACAUGAUACAUGAAAGAAAAAUAGGGGUAAUUUUUAGGCAUCCAGUAAGCAAUAUCUCUGUUUGACAAUAUCUGCAAUCUAGUGUAGUUGACAAUUGCAGCUUUCCUACUCACUAGAGUCAUGAUUUAGUUAAACUGUGAUUUGUUUGUUCGUGCAAAGGAAUUGUUUAUCCAGUUUGUGUUCUCACUAUACUAUUGUACUAUAUGGUAUGAAAUAAAAUUAUUUUGAAUAAA